GUUCGUGGUCAAAAGCAGUUUAGAAAUGUCUGGAAAUGUUGCAUUUUAAAUUCCUUUGUAUGGUGGAGUGACUCUUCACUGUGAGUUACAAGUAAUUGUAUUAAUUAAACAACUGUCUUGGUUUUAAAGUUUAACCCUGAAUUAAUAGAUUCAUCGCAUUAUUCAGAAUGGGAGAACGGUAUAACAUACACAGUCAGUUGGAACAUUUACAGUCAAAAUACAUUGGUACCGGGCAUGCGGAUACAACCAAGUUCGAGUGGUUGAUGAACCAACAUAGAGAUUCGUGCAGUUCUUACAUGGGACACUAUGAUCUUUUGAACUUUUUUGCAAUUGCCGAGAACGAGGCAAAAGCAAGAGUUCGGUUUAACCUGAUGGAAAAAAUGCUACAGCCAUGUGGACCACCCCCUGAAAAACCGGAAGAUUAACUUUUAGUUUUCGUAUUUUCGUACUAUUAAUGACAUGUGCAUAAAAGUUAUUUUUACUUUAAAAAGAAAAUUACCAUAUUUAUAAUACCAAUUAUUCAUCUCUUUUAAUUCAUUAUUAAGUGUUCAUCUGUACUCUUAUGAUUCUCUUACAAAAAUAUAUCAUAGAUUAAUGUCAUUUACAUAAAAACUUCAUAAAACAUGAAUAAAAAGUG
Molecule: messenger RNA, 637 nt
Organism: Orussus abietinus
Lineage: Eukaryota; Metazoa; Arthropoda; Insecta; Hymenoptera; Orussidae
Gene: Sf3b5
Product: probable splicing factor 3B subunit 5
Exons: 2
Coding region: 168-425 (85 amino acids)
Biological process (GO): mRNA splicing, via spliceosome
Cellular component (GO): U2 snRNP; precatalytic spliceosome
Source: RefSeq, a predicted model, not a curated record